AUGGAUGAUUUUGAAGAUGAACUAAAAGAACAGUACACAGGAAGAAUAGACAUUAAAGGCGCAUUAUCUGGGUCAUUUCCAGGAGAAAAGUCUCUUUUAGAAGAAUUAAGCAUAGAUCUAAAUAUGAUAAAGACUGAAAGCUUACUUCCUCUUAAAGUACUAAAGCAUAACACAACUGAAGUGAAUGUAUCGUCUGAUGUCACAGGACCGAUUAUUAUCCUUGUCGUAUUUACACUUUCCCUUGUAAUACAAGGAAAACUACAUUUUGGAUACAUUUACCUUAUCUCUCUUACCUCAUCUUUCCUUAUGUUUAUUCUUUUGAAUUUGCUUACGUCAAAGGGUGUGGACUAUAGCAUAUGCUGUAAUAUUAUGGGUUAUUCAAUGACUCCCAUUGUUGCCUUUUCACUUGGAAGCAUGGUACUUGUCUGGACAGGGAUGUUCAUCAAAUCUAUCUUGGGAAUAGGAAUGAGUGCGUGGAGUGCAUAUACAGCAUCCAAAGUGGUAUGCACUCAUUUGAGCUUAGUAGAAAAAAUGGUUGUAGUUGGUUAUCCACUUUUUCUUGCUUAUAUGUGUUUUAUGAUGAUGGUUCUAUUUUAG
Molecule: messenger RNA, 597 nt
Organism: Vittaforma corneae ATCC 50505
Lineage: Eukaryota; Fungi; Microsporidia; Nosematidae
Exons: 1
Coding region: 1-597 (198 amino acids)
Biological process (GO): endoplasmic reticulum to Golgi vesicle-mediated transport; vesicle fusion with Golgi apparatus
Cellular component (GO): trans-Golgi network
Source: RefSeq, a predicted model, not a curated record